AUGCCAUCAAUGUUCAUACUUGUGAAGGACAUUAAACCUCAACACCAACUCAGGGCAGUUCGUGUUAGAGCAGUCAGAGUAUUCGAAGUGCCAGAGAAACGGGGAGAGGGUAACAGCAGUAAGAGUAUGGAAGUACUAAUGCAUGAUGAAGAGGGAAGCUAUAUUCAUGCUAGCAUUCUAAAAAAUCAUGUGGUGAAAUAUAGAGAGAUAUUCAAGGAAGGAAAACUGUAUGAAAUUAAGAAUUUCAUUGCUGCGACAAAUUAUUAUGUGUACAAGAUUACACAGCAUGAAUAUAUGCUGAAAUUGAACUACAAGACAGAAGUGAAGGAGAUAAACUCUUUAGGAUUUCCUUUUAAAAUGUUUCGAUUAAAGAGUUUCAGUUCUUUAAAAGAGACUGCAGAUGUGAACGACAAGGAACUUAUUGAUGUUAUUGGUCGAGUAAUUGAGAUCUAUAAUCCUGUGGAUAAAAUUAUAGGUGGAAAGGCAACGAAACUGAUUGACUUUCAGAUUGAGGAUAAUCUUGAGAACACACUGUCAUGUACUCUAUGGAAUGAACAUGUUGCAUCACUCAUGCCGUAUUACAAUUGUGAUUCAAUCGAACCACUUAUUGUUGUGAUUCAGUGCUGUCGUGCUAAGUUGGUGAGCAUGAAAUCUGAAAGAACUCCCAUGAAAAGUUUGAGUACGGGGACUCUGCACUCACAGGAUGCUGGCAUUAGUGACUUUAAAAGUGGUGGACUCAUUGUGACUACCUGCUACGACCUUAAGAGGACACAAGUGGAUGGGGAAUACUAUGUUGCUACUGAAAUCUUGGGUUUAGAUCUUGAUGAUGGGUGGUAUAAGGUGGUCAUCAUUGCUUUAGACAAGAGUGGAGAUGCUCCACUCUUGCUUUGGGACAGAGAAGUUGCUGAGCUGGUUGGAAUUCCUGCAUGCUUAUUGUAUCAGAAAUACAAGGAGACUGAUGUUGAAGUCCCCCCGAGUUGGAUGCUAUUGUGGGAAUGA
Molecule: messenger RNA, 999 nt
Organism: Ipomoea nil (Japanese morning glory)
Lineage: Eukaryota; Viridiplantae; Streptophyta; Magnoliopsida; Solanales; Convolvulaceae
Exons: 9
Coding region: 1-999 (332 amino acids)
Source: RefSeq, a predicted model, not a curated record